CUCAGCAUUAUUAUCAGAUGUCAAAUUGACAAAAGAAUAUCAGAAAUUGAAAAUGCGAUAGUGUACAAACAAAAUUAUUAAUUUCGAAUGAUUUGGUAAUGAGUUUUUUUAUUAUUAUUUAAUCGUGAAAAUUAAUGUACAUUUUUACUCUAAACAAUACUUAAUCAGUAUUAAUAUGAGGAUCCCAUACAGAAUUGAUCCGUUAGUACUAUCACUAUAUGAACGAUCCCAGGAGACUAGUGACUUGAUCAGCGAGCAGGGGAUAUUGAUUGACGCCCAAGAUUUAGAAUGGGAUAACGACGAGAUCCCAACUUUGGUCGAUUUAUGUGUUAAGAAGAUUGCUUUUUAUUUCGAUGAGCAUCCUUGGUUCUAUCAAGUGCCGUGUGCUGAUAGGGACUAUUUAUUGGAAUUAUUAUCACUUGAUCUCGAUCUAGAACUGACUAUUCCUCUUCUAAAGGAGAACAGAAUUGCAAUAUUGGAAGUAAUACAGCAACAGGUAGCAGAUUAUCCAGAAUACACUUAUACCAGUUUAGAAACAUUGCGUCAAGUUUUGUCAGUAUGUGGUUUUAAAUAA
Psylliodes chrysocephalus is the source of this 574-nucleotide messenger RNA. Lineage: Eukaryota; Metazoa; Arthropoda; Insecta; Coleoptera; Chrysomelidae. The record is from the annotation of a GenBank genome assembly.